Molecule: messenger RNA, 453 nt
Organism: Gossypium arboreum
Lineage: Eukaryota; Viridiplantae; Streptophyta; Magnoliopsida; Malvales; Malvaceae
Exons: 2
Coding region: 1-453 (150 amino acids)
Source: RefSeq, a predicted model, not a curated record
AUGACUGAUCUGAGAGCGAUAUUUUCUCGUCUUAGUCUGUUCAAUGAUGGGGGUUUGUUGACUGAGCUACAAGUUAAGCAGACUUGGAUGGAUCAGAUUCAAGAUAAGCAAUUGGGGGAUGAGUCUUUGAGUUUACGGUUCUGUCAGAUUGAGGGUGGUUGUACUUCAGAUUUUGGGCUGAAUAAGGAUAGGGUUCUGUGUUUCCGAGGUCAGAUUUGUAUGCUGAACGAUUCUUGUUUGAGACAGUCGAUUCUGAGAGAGUGUGAGGUUCCUGACUUCGUUGCUCGCUGUCUGACAUGCCAACAAGUUAAGACUGAACACCAGUUACCUUUGGGUUUAUUGCAGCCAGUUAAGAUUCCCUUAUGGAAAUGGGAACAAGUAACGAGGGACUUCGUUAGUGGGUUUCCCUUGACACCCACUAAGAAGGAUUUUCUUUGGGUCAUCAUGGAUUGA